Messenger RNA from Galeopterus variegatus (Sunda flying lemur), 3963 nucleotides. RefSeq names its product MCF.2 cell line derived transforming sequence-like 2 (gene MCF2L2). NCBI's taxonomy places the organism in Eukaryota, Metazoa, Chordata, Mammalia, Dermoptera, Cynocephalidae. Gene Ontology annotation, cellular component: cytoplasm. The coding region runs from base 681 to 3356 and encodes 891 amino acids. The record is from RefSeq and is a predicted model, not a curated record. Gene Ontology annotation, molecular function: guanyl-nucleotide exchange factor activity. The transcript is spliced from 23 exons.
GCUGUAUUUAAAUAUUGUCACCAUUACUUAUCGUCUGACUUUGAGUGAGUUACUUAAGCCUCUCUGAGAUUGUUUCCUCCUCUGUUAAAAUGGGACUAACCCUUUGAUUCUCUGCUGAGGAUAAUUUUGCCCCCCAGAAGACAUUUGUCAGUGUCUUUAGACAUUUCUUAUAGUCAUAACUUUGGGUGAGAGGGUUACCAGCAUCUAGUGGGUAGGGGCUAUGGACUCUGCUAACCAUCUUACGAAGCACAAAACAACCCCCCACCACAAAGAAUCAUCUGGCCCAAAAUGUGAAUAGUGCCAAUGGGAGAUAUCCUGGACUAACAAAAGCUACCUGAAAGUUUGAUGUGGGGAAUAAGUGAUGUGUUGUCUGUGAAAGCACCUUAUAUAUAGUAUUCUACUUUUUCUACUUACUCAUAUUGGUGGUUGUUAUGCUAAACUAGAAGUCUCAGUAAUAUUGAGGGAAAAAGUGAGAUGAAACUCACUGCUGUGGUCUGAAUGUUGGUGUCCCCCGAAAAUUCAUACAUUGGAAUCCAAUGUGAUGAUGUUAAGAGGUGGGGCCUUUUGGUGAGUGAUUGAAUCAUGAAGGCUCUUCCCUAAGUAAGUUAGUGACCUUAUACAAGAGGUUGAAGGGAGCUGCUUUGCCCCGUCUGCCAUAUGAGGACGCGGAGAAGCUAUCUAUGAGGAACAGACCCUCACAAGACAUUGAACCUGCCGGCACCGUGAUCUCAGACUUCCCAGUCUCCAGAACUGCCAUUGAAAACUUUGCCUUGACACUGAAGACUACUGCCCAGAUGCUGCAGACGUUUGGGGCCUGCCUGGCCACGACGGAGCUGCCCAGAGGCAUGCCAUCCACUGAAGACCUUCUCAUGUCCCACACAAGGCAGCAGGACAAGAUGCAGGAUGAGCUGAAAUUACUUACAAAGCAAGGGGCCACAUUGCUGUCAUGCAUCCAAGAACCAGCAACCAAAAAUCCCACCAGCAGACUCAAUCUCAAUGAACUUGAGAAUGUAGCUACCAUGGAAAGGUUAUUAGUUCAAUUGCAUGAAACAGAAAGAGCCUUUAGUGAGUUUUGGUCUGAGCAUCACCUGAAGCUCAGCCAGAGCCUACAACUACAGCACUUUGAGCACAAGUUCUGUAAGGUUAAGCUUGCCCUGGAUGAUUUGUUGGAAGAGCAAGCAGAGUUUACAGGCCUUGGAGACAGUGUGAUGCACGUGGAGCAACUUCUUAAGGAACACAAGAUGCUGGAGGAAAAAGGCCAGGAGCCCUUGGAAAAGGCCCAGCAGCUUGCAGUAGUUGGCGACCAGCUCAUCCAGAGUCACCAUGAUGCAGUGGACUCCAUCAGGCCCAGGUGUGUGGAGCUCAGGCACCUCUGUGAUGACUUCAUCAAUGAAAAUAAGAAAAAACAUGACAUUUUAGGAAAGUCCUUGGAGUUGCAUAGACAGCUGGACAAGGUCAGCCAGUGGUGUGAAGCGGGAAUCUACCUCUUGGCUUCGCAAGCUGUAGACAAGUGCCAGUCUCGAGAGGGGGUUGACACUGCCUUGAAUGACAUUGAGACAUUCCUGGGCACAGCCAAGGAGUAUCAGCUGCUCAGCCCCAAGGAGUUUUACAACCAGUUUGAGUUGAUACUCACCCUUGAUGUAAAGGCCAAAGCCCAGAAAGUCCUGCAGAAGCUGAGCGAUGUGCAGGAAAUAUUUCACAGGAGACAAGUGAGUCUGAUGAAACUGGCAGCCAAGCAGACUCGCCCAGUGCAACCCGUGGCCCCCCAUCCUGAGUCCUCUCCAAAAUGGGUGUCACCAAAAACCAUCCAGCCCUGCGCCUUGGCUCCUCCUCAGAGAACAUCUGAGGCACCUUAUACAGAGACAGAUAUGAACUCUCUAGAGAAGGAAGAUGAUGAGAAUAAAUUUGAAGUCAAGAAUGAAGAAAUACUUGAAAGCAGUCACGAUGAGCUGGAGCAGCUUGCCAGUCACGAAGACCUUCCCCCCAGCAGGCGCAUUAUACGUGACUUGCUUGAGACUGAAGAGAUUUAUAUAAAAGAAAUUAAGAGCAUAAUUGAUGGAUAUAUCACUCCAAUGGAUUUUAUCUGGCUGAAGCAUCUGAUUCCAGAUGUUCUUCAGAAUAACAAGGACUUUCUCUUUGGGAAUAUUACAGAACUUUAUGAAUUUCACAACAGGACUUUUCUAAAAGAAUUGGAAAAGUGCGCUGAAAACCCUGAACUUCUGGCACAUUGCUUUCUCAAGAGAAAAGAAGAUCUUCAAAUAUAUUUUAAAUACCAUAAGAAUCUGCCCCGAGCUAGGGCAAUCUGGGAAGAGUGUCAAGACUGUGCCUACUUUGGGGUAUGCCAGCGCCAAUUGGAUCACAAUCUCCCUCUUUUUAAGUAUCUUGGAGAACCAAGCCAAAGACUCAUAAAAUACCAGAUGCUGUUGAAGGGUCUGCUGGAUUUUGAGUCUCCUGAAGAUUUGGAGACAGACUCACGUGACCUACAAGGAGGCUCAGCUAAGAAUGGGCCAGAGGAGACCAACCAUUCAGCAUUCUCAGCUGAACUGCAACAAGCUUUGGUGGUGGUAGAGGAUUUGAUCAAGUCCUGUGAGUUGGCCAUGGACCUAGCAGCGGUCACUGGAUGUCCGGAUGAUAUUGGAAGACUGGGCAAGCUGUUAAUGCACGGCCCUUUCAACGUCUGGACAAUUCACAAGGAUCGUUAUAAAAUGAAGGAUUUUAUCCGAUUUAAACCCAGCCAGAGGCAAAUCUAUCUAUUUGAAAGGGGAAUAGUGUUCUGUAAGAUAAGAAUAGAGCCCAGCGACCAGGGUCUAUCUCCUCAUUACAGCUUUAAGAAGUCUAUGAAGUUGGUGACACUUUCAAUUCGCCAACUUGGAAGGGGGAGCAACAAAAAGUUUGAAAUUGCCAGCCGAAAUGGACUUGAGAAAUACAUCUUGCAGGCAGCUUCGAAAGAAAUCAGAGAUUGUUGGUUUUCAGAAAUCAGUAAAUUAUUGAUGGAACAACAAAACAAUAAGAAAGGCCAAGAGAAGCUACAGGUUGAAGCAAGUAUUAGCAAAGGUGAUGGAGUGGAGCGUGCACCCCGGAUUGAAAAUACAGAAAGAGCUACCAUUAGUAAGGAAGACUCAUUCUCCAGCACACGUGGGAUUAAAGGGCAACAAGCAGCACCGAGGCGCGCGCCAGGGCGCCAGGCUCGCUCCCUCCCAGGCAGAGGCAGUGCAGGUGAUGGCAGGAUGCCCGCGGACCUCCCCGGCAGCGAGCUGAGCCUCCUGCAGGCAGCCCCCGCUCCUCGACUCGGCCGAGCCGCCCCUGGGCCUCCGGUGAGCGGCUGCAGUGCGCACCGAGGGCCGUGCCCACCUUGAGCAGAAAGCAGCCGAGGGCUCUCAGGCUGCGGAACUGCCGGCCCGGGAGGGGGCGCCCACGGCCGCCUUCCGGGAGCCCGAGGAGCGCUCUGCGCGUGCGCCCUGCUCCCCUGCCCGCGGGCACUCGGAGCUCACCUCACCGCCUGCAGAGGCGAGCGGAGCCCGCAGCCCACGCCCGGAGGGCACCGCCCGGGGCCUCAACCUCGGCACUUCUGACGUCAUUUUUUGUUGUGGGGGCUGUUCUCGCAUCUGAGGAUGUUCAGAGCAUGCCUGGCUUCUACCCACUAAAUGCCAGUAGCACGCCACCCCCACCCCCGCCCCCAGCCCCAAAUUGUGACAACCCCAAAUGCCGUCAGCCGUUGCCAAAUUUAUCUGGGGUAGGGUGGGGAUCAGUCGAGAACCACUUUGGAGGAACCGAAGCUUCUCAAACCCGCAGACCGGGGAGCCGCGUGAAUCUCCGCGAGAACGUUGAUGGAGAGUUUGUGUUCGGUCCAAGACUGUUUAGUCUCAGAGACAGUUGGUUCCAAGUGAAUUUCCGAGAUAUUUACAUAUAGAGUUAUUAGUUUUUUAAAAUUAGUUUUAGUUAUUUUCAGUUAUUCAUCUCUUU